This is a messenger RNA of Adelges cooleyi (spruce gall adelgid), 2126 nucleotides long. Its product is annotated as protein spalten. Bases 280 to 1788 code for a protein of 502 amino acids. The transcript has 8 exons. Lineage: Eukaryota; Metazoa; Arthropoda; Insecta; Hemiptera; Adelgidae. The record is from RefSeq and is a predicted model, not a curated record.
AUUUUUUUAUUAUUCGGAAAGCAACAAAAUUGGAAAGUGCCUUUUAUCGUUUUAUUAUAUUUUUUUAUUGAAUUUUAAUAAAUAUAGUAAUUAAUAAUGUGUUUAAUUUGUAUACCCGUUUUUCUUGAUAUCAGCGUCGUUUCGUCGUGCCUACGGUAAUAAUUAUUAGUGAAAUUAUGGUGUGGUUGAGAAAACAAGAAUGCACCAUGAUCUGUACAAGAAAUUGUUGAAUAAAAUUGGUAGUAAAAUGUCAUCAUUGGAUCAUUCGAUUGUGUAAUAAUGAUCGAGGAAAGUUUAAUAUGGUUCGUGUCUGGUGGUCUUUUGUUUACCACCGUCAUAUUGAUCGUCGCUUGCAUUUGCGGUUGUCAUAAAUCUGUACCAAAAAAUGAGCUACUUGGUCUCGCUGGCAUGGUUAAAAUCACAAAUCCUGAUGUUGGAAUUGAACUUGACGAUAGGAAUUUGUCUACUAGUCCAUCUCCCACAAAUAGUGCCAAAAGAAGUUCUGCUGGUGCAACGUUGUCUUCGGCUACGAGAAGUCUUCCUGAUUUACCCGUAGAGACUCCUAGAGGAUCCGACGCAGUUGCAACCGCUGUAUGGUAUGGCGGUGAUACUAAUUCGGAGCUGUAUGCUACAGUUGAAGAAAAUAAAAAGGGAGUUAAAGAAGAUGCAUCAAAAUACACAAGUAACACAAUGUCACCAUCUAGCGGUGAAACUGCGUCCAAAAGCGAAUGUGUGUACGCUUGUGUAAAAAAAGAAAAUCCAUAUGACAAGUUGUUACAAGAACACCCGUAUGCUAAAGUUGGUGUCAACAGUCUGAAUAAUCAGUCUAGUAGCUCACAAAGGUUAGAUAAAGUAAGUUCCACAGAGUCUAUAGAAAUGGACGUUGUAGACAGAGGCAUUCCAGAUCAAGAUAUCGCGGCAGCUAGUGUGAUUGCUGGGGACGAAUCUGCUAGUGUUAACAUUCCAUACAUGACUCCACCAGUGGAUGCUACGGAAAACCCGUUGAAUGAACAAAUACGUCAGGGUCAUUAUAGUGGUGAUUCACAUGAUUCUAACAAAGGAUACACGAGUAUUAGUGUCAGAGAACCAUUGUCCAGAAUUAUGGCCAACGUUCAGAGUAACGGUGGAGUAUCUACAGAUCCACAUUACGCAUUUGUUUCAGAUGAUUCUGAUGAAAUGUAUGCAGCAAUCAUCGAUCCAACCAAUAAUGUAUACACAAGUGGAAGUGAAACCUAUGCCCAAAUACCCAGCGUAAAUAACGCACCCGUUGCGUCGACAUCCAAUAAUAAUGUAUUUAAUCCAUCUACAUCACAUAGUAAUGGUAGCGAGCUAAUUCAAACACAUUCCAGAAAAGAUUCCUCGUCUAGUGCAGUAAGUGGCAAUUCUCCAAAACCUGAGAAACGACCCGCUAAUUCACCCCUUCCUAAGCCGCCUGAGCACCUAGACGAAAUGUAUGCAAAAGUGAUGAAAAAACGUAAUGAUUCGCCUGAACAAUCACCACCCGCUCCACCCCCUCCAAUUUAUGACAAUGGUAUUUAUGACAGACUGAUGGAGCCUAACGUUCCUCAGUUGCCAGAUAUUGAUCCAAAUUACGAAGAGUUACGACCAACAAAUCAUGGUUACGCUCGGAUAAAAAAGGUUGAACGACAGUCCGAACCUGACUACGCAAGUUUAACCAGAACAAUUACGGCUGAGUAUGUAGAAAACGAUCCAAACUAUGAAAGCUUAAAAAUGGAUCUAAAUGAAAUCAAUCACAACUCGAUUUACUCAGAAGUUAACAAGAGGUAGCUUUACUUUACACAAAUGUUUUAUACAUAUAUAUAUAUAUAUACUGUAUGUAUGUUUGUAUAAUUGACUAUUAAGUUUAUUAUUAGUACAAUUUCUUAAUUUCUUUUCUAUUUUAUUUUUUUGUUAAUUUUGUACCUGACAAAUAUGUUUGGCAUAUUUUAUUCAAAUUAUUGUAUUAAUGAGAUAUUUUACUGUUAUAAAAUGUAUUUUUGUUUCUAAAGUAAAUUAAGUUUAGACUGUUUAUAUUCCAAACAAAUUUAUUUUGCGACUCUAAAAUAUUAAAUACUGUAUUUGCUACAGACUGUAUGUUUUUCAAGGCUAUAUAUAAAUAUAUUUUU